ACAAUCCCUGAUCCGGACUCUUGGAGYCUCGGUGCGCUCCUGAUCGGGACUUUGGGAGCGCCGGUGGUGGGUGAGGGGUUAAACUCCGCUCGGUAGUAGGAGGUGGGUGGUACACUGGUACAGGAGCUGAGGAUGGAGCGAUGCUGGUGCGUCGAGCAGAGAGGAGUGAGGUGAGGACGCGUCCGAGGACUGAACAGAUCCGGGAUCCUCCUGCCUGUUUGAUCCUGGAUGGAGCCGCGGACUGGUUUUUGAUCAGCUCGAUCUGAAACGCUCUGACAGCUCGUGGAAGACUCAGGAAAUCGAUAUCUGAGGAUCGAUGCUGUGAACUACUCACAUGCACCUUGCUACAGGCUGACUGCAGAGACUGGAACUGAGAACCAGAACCAGCCUCGAGGAAUCGGUUCUGCGCCUGGAAGUUGGAGAGGGAUUUCUGCAAACUUGCAUCCUUUUUUUUCUAAUCUGAGGUGUGAUAACCUACAUCUGAUCCCAGAGCAGCUCCCUCCUCAGCAUCCCUCAUGGAAAGARCCUGGAUCUGACAGCAUGGGACAAACGCUGGGGUCAUAAAAGCAGAAAAAGAGACGCCUCGUUUCUUAUUUCAAUAAAAACUACUGCGUUCUUCUGCCAUGCUCAAUCAGCCCAGCGUUCAGCUGUGAUGGUAAAUUGUGAAAAGUCUUGGUUUGCUCAAAGUAUCGCGAGAGUCGGCCCUAAGCGCUCCAGGUCACCCAGAAACCGCGGGCGCCACGAGACCCGCGGACGGCGCGCGCCAUGGAUGAUUCUGGGAUCAUCCGAAGACGGAGGCUGCAGAAGGAUCUACCUCUGCCUCGGAAAAGCAGCAGUUGCAGAACCAGUAACCGGAAAAGCCUCAUCCUGACCAGUACAUCUCCCACCCUGCCGAGGCCACACUCCCCCCUGCCUGGACACAUAGGAAGCAGUCCGUUGGACAGUCCGCGUAACUUCUCACCAAGUGGACCCGCUCACUUCUCCUUUGCCUCUUCUCGAAGGGCUGAUGGUCGCAGGUGGUCUUUGGCUUCGCUGCCGUCUUCAGGCUAUGGCACCACCACACCCAGUUCAACGUCGUCCAGCUCGUCUCAGGAGCGUCUGCACCAGCUGCCCUUUCAGCCAACCAUGGAUGAGUUGCAUUUCCUGUCCAAGCACUUCGGCAGCACAGAGAGCAUCACAGACGAUGAUGGGGGGAGACGUUCGCCACAYGUCCGCCCUCGCUCCCGAAGCCUCAGCCCGGGGCGCUCUCCAUCCUGCUAUGACAAUGAAAUAGUGAUGAUGAACCAUGUCUACAAGGAGCGCUUCCCCAAGGCCACAGCUCAGAUGGAGGAGCGGCUGGCAGAGUUCAUCCAGAACUACUCCCCRGAGAACGUUCUACCGCUCGCCGAUGGGGUCCUCAGCUUCAUCCACCAUCAGGUAGCUGAGCUGUCCAGAGACUGCCUGGCCAAAUCACGCGACGGCCUCAUUACCGGCGUUUACUUCCGGGAGCUGCAGGARAACAUGGAGAAGAUGCUGCACGACGCAUACGAGCGCUCAGAGAGUACUGAGCUCACCUUUGUCACUGAGCUUGUCAAAAAGCUCUUCAUCAUCAUUUCUCGUCCUGCCAGRCUACUGGAGUGUUUGGAGUUCAACCCAGAAGAGUUCUACCAUCUACUGGAGGCUGCGGAGGACCACGCCAAAGAGGGGCAGCUAAUGAAAGAAGACAUCCCUCGAUACAUCAUCAGUCAGCUGGGUCUGACCAGAGACCCACUGGAGGAAAUUGUCAGCCUCGACAGCUACGACAGCGAGGGUCCGCACACGCCGGAGACAGACGACUCGACAGAGGGAAAAGGCAGGUCCAUGAAGCCCCCCAGUGAAGAAGACUUUCAGACCAUCAAACUCAUCAGUAAUGGGGCUUAUGGCGCCGUCUAUCUGGUGCGGCACAGAGAGACRCGUCAGCGUUUCGCCAUGAAGAAGAUCAACAAGCAGAACCUGAUACUGAGGAACCAGAUCCAGCAGGCCUUUGUGGAGCGGGACAUCCUCACCUUCGCAGAGAAUCCCUUCGUGGUGUCCAUGUUCUGUUCCUUCGAGACGCGGCGACACCUCUGCAUGGUCAUGGAAUACGUGGAAGGGGGCGACUGUGCCACCUUGUUGAAGAAUAUCGGGGCUCUGCCUGUGGAGCUGGCAAGGAUGUAUUUCGCUGAAACGGUUUUGGCGUUGGAGUACCUGCACAACUACGGCAUCGUUCACAGAGACCUCAAACCUGACAAUCUCCUGAUCACCUCCAUGGGACACAUUAAGCUGACGGACUUUGGUCUGUCGAAGAUGGGACUGAUGAGCCUCACCACCAACCUGUACGAAGGACACAUAGAGAAAGAUGCCCGAGAGUUUCUAGACAAACAGGUUUGCGGGACUCCUGAGUACAUCGCUCCAGAAGUGAUCCUCCGUCAGGGCUAUGGGAAACCUGUGGACUGGUGGGCGAUGGGCAUCAUCCUCUAUGAGUUCCUGGUGGGCUGCGUGCCGUUUUUUGGAGACACUCCUGAGGAGCUGUUUGGACAGGUCAUCACAGAUGAUAUAGUUUGGCCAGGUGGAGACGAGGCUUUGCCUGCAGACGCACAGUCCCUCAUUUCUGCUCUGUUACAGACCAACCCUCUUGUAAGGCUGGGUACAGGUGGAGCGUUCGAGGUGAAGCAGCACUCCUUCUUCUCUGGACUGGACUGGAACAGUUUGCUGAGGCAGAAAGCAGAGUUUGUUCCUCACCUGGAGUCCGAAGAGGACACCAGCUACUUUGACACUCGCUCCGAUCGCUAUCACCACAUCAAUACGUACGACGAGGAUGACACCAAUGAUGAUGAGCCGGUGGAGAUCAGACAGUUCUCCUCUUGCUCUCCUCGCUUCAGUAAGGUGUACAGUAGUAUGGAGCAUCUUUCUCAGCUGGAGCAGAAAGCACCAAACUCUGUGUCCCGUCGGGAGCACAAGGGCCCACGGGAGGACAAGGUGACCAAGAGAGAGAGCCUGGGCAGCUUCAGCAUGAGGGAGAAGAGCUGGAGGACUGGAUCUCCUGAGAUGAAGCGGCUGUCCUGUUCAGAGUCUCUGUACACGGAGGGGGAUGCAAGCCCUCCUCUUGGUGCCCGGCGUCGUUUCUCAGCUUUGAUGGAUACACAUCGCUUUGCCUCCCCACUGGAAGGUGAGCAGGAGUUCUUGUCCCGCCCGAACUUCAUGAAGGUCCGAGGAACCUCGCUGGACGGGAGCACAGUCCCCUCACCGAACCUCCUGGAGCACAGGGUCAAUGUGAAAGAGUUCAGCGGAGCAGACAAACCUUCCAGAACAGGAGAGGCUCCAACCAUGACCUCGGCUGUCACCACAUUAUCUCCAGGUCCGGCUGCAGCCAGUCGUGAUGUGAUCACACCUCUUUAUGACCCUCUGGGACCCCGAGCCACCAAUGACCUGGUCCUGCGCAGGGCACGUCACCAUCAUUUGUCUGGCGAUGGAGAAAAACGCAACUCCAGACAAGGCAACAAGGUCAUCAAGUCCGCCUCUGCCACCGCUCUGUCUGUUAUCAUCCCAUCAGUGGAGCAACACGGUGGUUUUUCUCCAUUGGCCAGCCCCAUGUCCCCCCACUCUUUCUCCUCCAAUCCGUCGUCGCGUGACUCGUCGCCCAGCAGAGACUUCUUCCCUGCAGUCAGUGUCCUUCGCUCCCCGAUCACCAUCCACCGCUCAGGGAAGAAGUACGGCUUUACCCUGCGGGCCAUCAGGGUCUACAUUGGAGAUAGUGACAUCUACAGCGUGCAUCACAUUGUUUGGCAUGUGGAGGAUGGAGGCCCCGCCCAGGAAGCUGGCCUGUGUGCAGGUGACCUCAUCACUCAUGUCAACGGAGAACCUGUCCACGGUUUGGUCCACACUGAAGUAGUCGAACUCAUCCUAAAGAGUGGUAACAAGGUGACUGUGACAACCACGCCUUUUGAGAACACCUCCAUUAAAGUGGGCCCUGCCCGGAAGGCCAGCUACAAGUGUAAGAUGGCCCGACGAAACAAGAAGACGGYGGCCAAGGAAGGUCAGGAGAGCAGCAAGAAGCGCAGCUCCUUGUUUCGUAAGAUCACAAAACAGUCCAACCUCCUCCAYACCAGCCGCAGUCUGUCCUCUUUGAAUCGCUCUCUGUCCUCCAGUGAGAGUCUUCCUGGAUCUCCAACACACAGCCUGUCAGCCCGGUCCCCGACUCAGGGCUACCGCUCCACACCUGAGCCCUCCUACCUGGGUGCUUCAUCCCAGAGCAGCUCUCCAGCCUCCAGCACUCCGAACUCCCCGUCUCCCUCUCAGCACAUGAGGCCCAGCUCCUUGCACGGUCUCUCCCCAAAGCUCCACCGCCAGUAUCGCUCUGCUCGCUGCAAGUCUGCUGGCAACAUCCCGCUGUCCCCCCUGGCCCACACACCUUCCCCGACUCAGUCGUCCCCUCCGCCCUUGCCGGGCCACACUAUAGGAAGCUCCAACACCACCCAGUCCUUCCCUGCCAAGCUCCAUUCCUCUCCCCCGGUGGUCCGCCCCCGGCCCAAGAGCGCCGAGCCCCCGCGGUCGCCUCUUCUCAAGCGAGUGCAAUCGGCGGAGAAGCUGGGCUCGCCUCUGACCCAGUCCAAUUCCACGGGAGGACUGGGGGGUCCGCUGAGGAAGCACAGCCUGGAGGUGCAGCACUCCGAGUACCGCAAAGACGCCUUCCUCUGUGAGCUCGGGCUGCAGAGCCUGUUGGAGACAGAAGGAGAAAAUCUGCCUCCUAAUGCCCCUCCCCUGCCCUCGUCCUCUAUAACCCCAGAGACCGGUGUGCUGAAGCCUGCCAGGAGGCUCGGGAGGCAGGAGUCCCCGCUCAGCAGGGAGACUCUGCUGGCUGGAAGGGAGAGGGAGGAGAAGGAAAGAGGGAGAGACAGGGAGAAGGAGAGCCGAGUCGGAGGAACGGGGUUACAGUCCUCCUUUGCAAGAAAGUCUCAUGCAAGUGAUUUUAACCUGAACUCGCACAGCUCCACACAACGUGAAGAGAACACGAAACCCACAACCCCAACUGGAGGUCCGAGUGGACAAGAGAGAUCAGAGAGGAACUACCAGAGUCUGGAACCAGGAUCCAAAAGUGUGUUACCCAGCAGCAGAAAUACCCAGGUGAAGCAGAUAGGAGGGAAGCCAGAACCAAGACAAGAAGGAGACAAGACCAGAUCUUGUUUACCAACUGCGGUUUUCAACAAAAGCUCGCCUGCUCCAGAAAAAUCCAUCAACUCAGCCGUGGCAGCAUCUCCUCUAAACAUAAACAAACCUUUUAUUAAACCCCCAAGUACAGGAAAUAGUCUAAGAAAGGCCGAUAGCAAUGAUUCAAAGACUCCAGACCUCGGCUCCAAAAGCCCCAAACUCCAAGCUCGGAUCCUUGCUCCUGUGGUCCCCCCACACGGGACGCCUCUCUCGUUGGGCAAAGUGAGGCAGGGCCUGGGCCCCGUCAACUGCUACAGAGGGACUCUGGACUGGGAGGACAAAUGUCGCCUGGAGGUGGUGGAGGAGCACUCGCCUUCCCCCUCCCCAUCGCCGACAGCAGUCACACCCUCUCUCUGCGGACCCUCCCUGUGUAAGUCGCGGCCCGUUUCCCCCGGGGACAAGACGAGCUUCGUCAGCCAGCUGACCACCGUGGCCAAGAACGUCCUCGGGCCGAUCAAGCUCGUCUCUCAGGAAGGAGCCAAGAGCAAAGAGCCGCCAGGUAAAGCAUCGGAGGAGAAGCAGGGAAGCACAACUGGGAAGUUGGACUCUCCAGCCGGGGCUCGGGUGGCUUCGGGGGGUGCAGUGGUGACUCAGAGUCCUUCCAGCUCCCUGCUGGAGAGAGCUGCAACAGGUGGCAGCCUUCCCAAAAUGUGACCCCAUGGGUUCUUUUAAUCAGACUUUGAUAAUAUACAAACAAAUGAAUAAAUGUCUUUUUGCUUGGAAGAACAAUAAAAGAGAAGACAAGCACUUAAAAACCAA
Austrofundulus limnaeus is the source of this 5964-nucleotide messenger RNA. RefSeq names its product microtubule associated serine/threonine kinase 1a (gene mast1a). Gene Ontology annotation, molecular function: ATP binding; protein serine/threonine kinase activity; magnesium ion binding. Lineage: Eukaryota; Metazoa; Chordata; Actinopteri; Cyprinodontiformes; Rivulidae. The coding region runs from base 766 to 5859 and encodes 1697 amino acids. The transcript has 27 exons. Gene Ontology annotation, biological process: cytoskeleton organization; peptidyl-serine phosphorylation; intracellular signal transduction. The record is from RefSeq and is a predicted model, not a curated record.